ACACUGAUCCUCCUGUGUAUAAGCCCCACCCUUUUUAAAGUCUUUAUAAAACAGUUUAUAAUAGAAAAAUUAAAACUUGAAUCUUUAUCAAUUUAAAAUGUAACCUUCUCUUACCAAGCUUGGUAAGGCCAUAGAGUGAGUCACGUCUUUUAAAUAUACUCCCAAAGGCUUUCAGCUGUUCCUUAUAAAUCAAAUGAUUACCACUGCUCAAAAGGUGAGGGGUUUUGUGUUUUUUUAAAAGGGACCAUAUUAUAACAGGGGGAAAGCCUGUAAAAGUACAAAAGCGUGGACUACAGCAUAAGAAACAAAUAUAUAUCUACAAAAUUACAAUAUUGACAACAAUACACAUGCUAAAAACAAAAUUUUAAAAGGAUCAAAUACUAUAAAAGAAACUACCCACCACCACCACAUAUACAGUACACAUCAACGGAAUUAACAGCCAUGUUACCAAUUUAUUAACCGAACUGAAAUGGUGCCAGAAAAGGCUGGGUUUGGCCCUUGCCGCGAUUGCUUUUCUUCCUAGCGUCGCUGAAAGCUUUUGGGUUGGGUUUGGAAGAAGAGGGUGGAGCGGGCCGCAAAACGAAAGAGGAGCAGGUCACUAUGGGCUAUGGCAAUGCCUCUCCUGCCUCUGGCAAGAUGGCUACUAGGACGGCUCGUAGGUCCCGCGCAGUGGAAAGGUGGGCCCGGCUGGUGCGUUCUUUGUCGCGCGGAGAUGACGCAGAUCGGGGGAGCGGCGGGUUUCCUCAGCAGCAGCAGCAGCAGCAGGAGCGCGGAGCGGAGUUUCUGGCGGUCGCUCGCGUGAAGAUGGCGGGCGUCUCCGAUGCCACCGUCCCGGGAAACGGGGAUGGCGGGCGACGGGGCGCCCCGGAACAUUCGCUGCUCCAGCCGGAGGGGGGGCAGCGGCGGAGCAGCUUCACGGGCGGCGAGUGCCGGGCCCCUCAGCCGUCGCCGUCGCGUUCGCCGCCUUCCGCCUCGAGCCCACCUUCGCCCAACCCCGGGCAGCACCAGCAGCACCACCAUCACCAUCACAGGACCGAGACUCUGGGCUUCUACGAGAGCGACCGCCACCGGCAGCAGAAGCGCAGCGGGCCCUCAGAUCUUUCACUAUUGAGGUUCAUCAAUGCAGAGCUAACAAGGGGUUACUUCCUUGAACAUAAUGAAGCAAAGUACACAGAACGGAGGGAGAGGGUGUACACGUGCAUGCGAAUACCAAGAGAAUUGGAAAAGCUGAUGAUUUUUGGAAUCUUUUUGUGCCUGGACGCUUUUCUUUAUGUGUUCACACUCCUCCCAUUGAGGGUUUUUUUGGCAGUGUUCAGGUUCAUCACAUUACCUUGUUAUGGCUUGCGCUCUCACCGGGGCCUAAGGAUGAGUGAUAGGCGUUUGCUGCAGCCUGCUCAGGUGUGUGAUAUUUUCAAAGGAGUCAUAUUGGUGAUCUGCUACUUCAUGAUGCAUUAUGUUGACUAUUCCAUGAUGUACCACCUGAUAAGAGGACAGUCUGUCAUCAAACUGUACAUCAUCUAUAAUAUGCUUGAGGUAGCUGAUCGUCUGUUUUCAUCUUUUGGUCAAGAUAUCUUGGAUGCUCUUUAUUGGACAGCUACAGAACCAAAGGAGAGAAAAAGGGCACACAUAGGUGUGAUUCCCCACUUUUUCAUGGCGGUGCUGUAUGUCUUUUUGCAUGCUAUCCUUAUUAUGGUCCAAGCAACGACGCUCAAUGUAGCAUUCAACUCCCACAAUAAAUCACUUCUUACUAUCAUGAUGUCUAACAAUUUUGUUGAAAUAAAAGGAAGUGUUUUCAAAAAGUUUGAGAAGAACAAUCUGUUUCAGAUGUCAAACAGUGAUAUCAAGGAGAGAUUCACCAACUAUGUGCUGCUGUUGAUAGUUUGUCUAAGAAACAUGGAACAGUUUUCAUGGAAUCCAGACCAUCUCUGGGUAUUGUUUCCGGAUGUGUGUAUGGUGAUUGCAUCAGAAAUUGCAGUGGACAUUGUGAAGCAUGCUUUUAUAACAAAAUUCAAUGACAUCACGGCUGAUGUCUACAGUGAAUACAGAGCCAGUCUAGCAUUUGAUCUUGUUAGCAGUCGACAGAAAAAUGCAUACACAGAUUACAGCGAUUCUGUUUCCAGGAGAAUGGGUUUUAUUCCUCUCCCGUUGGCUGUUUUACUCAUAAGAGUUGUCACAAGUUCAGUAAAAGUGCAAGGAGUCUUGGCUUAUGCCUGCGUUAUCCUAUUCUAUUGUGGAUUAAUAUCGCUCAAAGUCCUUAACAGCAUUGUGCUUUUGGGAAAGUCAUGCCAGUAUGUCAAAGAAGCAGACAUGGAAGAGAAAUUGUUCAACCCACCUCCUGCCAGCACCCCUGGCAAACCUCUUGGGAAACCUCAAAGCAAAUACAAGUCACCUCAAGGAAUGUCUACAGAUGAGAAUCUGUCUGCUUCGGUGACAAGUCAGCCUAUGCACCAGAAGGAAAAUGCAGCACCUCAACUUGUGACAAGCAACUCAGAUCAAUUCCUGACAACUCCUGAUGGAGACGAGAAAGAUAUUACCGAGGACAAUUCAGAUUUAAAACACAGAUCUGCAAAGAAAGAUUUGUUGGAGAUAGACAGGUUUACAAUUUGUGGAAACAGAAUUGACUAAACUUUUGUAAAUAGAUGUGCUUAGGAUACUGAGCUGUUUGGACAGCAAGUGCUACCAGGAUGGACAGUUGCCAAACAGGCACUUAAAUAUUUAUUUAAAAACUUAAAUUAUUAACAGCAAACCUAUUACAAUGAAUAACUUGGCUUGAUAACUGGUCAAGCUUCAAAUCUUUAACUUGGAUCUUUUGGAAGAUGUGAUGAGUUUUGAGAGAGCUACCGCUUGGCAGAGAUACAGCACCGCUUUCCUGGAAAUAACGUGUGAAAAAAUAUUUAAAUCCAUUUUUGCUCUAUGAAUCCGUGCUUCCAGAACAUACCACUUUUCGUCAAGGUCCCUUCAUUAGAAAGAUAACUUUGGAAAUGUGUUUGCAUCUUUAACAAGAAGCAUCUGUUUCCACUUGCUUUCAUGAGCAGCUGCAGAAAGAUUUAAAACUCUUCACCUGCCAAAAGCUUUUUUCAGACUUUCAGUAGAAUAAAUAAUCAAGAUAUCCUUGCCGCUGGAAAAUUGUUCAAGAUUCUCAACUAAUCCAAAUAAAUCAUCCUUAAAUGAAAGUUUUACUGCAUAAUAUUUUUGUCUAAAUGUUAAUUAAGCUAGUGACCAGUAACUGAUCACAAAAAUGGAACAGUGGAAUGUGCCUGGUAACUGGGCAAAUAGAGCUUUUUUUCUGUUCAAUUUGCACUGUAUUUUAAACAUGAAAAGCAUCCGUUUAUAAAUGUGAAAACAUGCAAGCUUUGGGGAGAAAGGGCAAAAUCAUGUUGAGGUGUCACACUUGGCUCUUGCAGAUGUUUUAGUUGUAGCUGUGAGACCUUGCACUGGGGUAAAUGAAACAAAACAGAGAGGCAGAAAUAGGUGGUGGACUUGAAAUGGGCUUUGAGUAGAAUGAAUGUAUCUUUAUGAAGUGCUUGGGUUUUGAAGUACAAAGCAGUUUUGCUUGGGGCGCACAGGGCUUGGGGGAAAUGGCAAAGAGGUGGUCUAGAAAAGCCGAAUCAAGAACUGACAUUUGCAGUCAGCACUAGAGAGCAUGCUGUAUGUACUAUAUACUACAGUGUGCUGACUUGCGAUCUGUCAACAUUGCCUAAUGAACACUUAUUGCAAUAUUUAACACCUUUGUUUUCAACAUGAACUUUCUUGUGCUGAAUUAUUUGCAGAUCUUUGCCAAUGUAUUAGAGUGGCCAAGCAAAUAUUUAAGAAUAUUAAAAUACAUGUGUAUUCUCCCAAAGUUACAGAACUAUUAAUGAGAGGAAAUUAGUGUACAGAUUAUAUACAGAUGAGCAGGCUUCAAAAAGUGAUACUAUUUAGGCUGGUAUGUUGAAGUGGUGGCUUCACAGUGAACACACUGUGUUCAGAUGGGGCCUUUUAAAAAAAAAACCUAUGUAUCAGCCUCUUUUCUCCCUCAGCUUGGAGAACUGGCCAAAGUGAGAAAUGACAUGGAGGUAGGAACUUUAAACUGGGUCAGAAAUCUACAAAAAUGUUUAUUUCAAAUGUUUUAUUUUGAUGAACUUGACUCAUUUAAAUUUUAAUUCAGAGUAUUUGUGAAUUUGUAGUAAUUUAAUUUUUAUUUAACUGUUGCUCAAAGGAAGCUUGGAAUGAUUUUUUUCCCCUGUUAAGAUGUUCUGUAUGAAUUUUAUAAGUGCAUCUUGUGUGAUACAAUAAAAAUUCAAUUUUGUAA
Molecule: messenger RNA, 4291 nt
Organism: Hemicordylus capensis (graceful crag lizard)
Lineage: Eukaryota; Metazoa; Chordata; Lepidosauria; Squamata; Cordylidae
Gene: TAPT1
Product: transmembrane anterior posterior transformation 1
Exons: 15
Coding region: 601-2625 (674 amino acids)
Biological process (GO): positive regulation of cilium assembly; maintenance of protein localization in endoplasmic reticulum
Cellular component (GO): endoplasmic reticulum membrane; ciliary basal body
Source: RefSeq, a predicted model, not a curated record